UUCAAUCCUCCAUCUAUUAGCGUCGUCAUCAGUAACUUAAUCCUAUCAGUCGAUCGGUCGGAACUAAAAAAAUCACAAGCUAGCCAUAAAAAUCUAAACACGAGUCCCCUCUUAGCCAAUAAUAAAACAACAAAAAACAAACAAGAACAAGAACAAGGAGAAGAAGCUUAUCAAGUCGUCGUCGUCUUCAAACUGAGGAUGGCGACGACGACGGAUCCAAAUCCCUCGGACACGUCACUGGAUCCGUCAGCUUCUAAUUUAACGAACUCUUCCUCAAAUGAUAAUAAUUUGAAUUACACGACUCAGCCGCCAUGGCCAGACUUGUCGGUGUCUGUUCCCAAAGGCUGCAUUCUCGGGUUCAUAAUAAUAGCAGCGGUCUUUGGAAAUCUCUUAGUGAUAGUGUCGGUCAUGCGUCAUCGUAAAUUACGCAUAAUAACAAAUUACUUUGUGGUAUCGCUUGCUCUCGCUGAUAUGCUGGUGGCGAUGUUCGCGAUGACAUUUAAUUUAAGUGUCCAGGUGACGGGUCGUUGGCUGUUCGGGUAUUUUAUGUGCGACGUAUGGAAUUCAUUGGACGUGUACUUCAGCACUAGUUCAAUACUUCACCUGAUGUGUAUAUCAGUAGAUCGUUACUACGCGAUCGUGAUGCCACUCAAGUAUCCGAGCAAUAUGACGAAACGUGUUGUCGCGUAUAUGCUGCUAGCCUGCUGGGUAUCGCCGGCGAUCAUAUCAUUUGUACCGAUUUUCAAUGGCUGGUACACGACCAGCGACAAUGACCACUUUCGUCACUUGCAUCCUGACGUAUGCGAGUUCAAAGUUAACGAAGGCUACGCCAUUUUGUCCUCGAGUAUCUCAUUUUGGAUACCUUGUACCAUUAUGACGCUGACGUACUUGGCGAUAUUCAAGGAGGCCAACAAACAAGAGAAGCAAAUGCACAGCAGGAUGGGGAACGCGAUGCUUCUGAGCCAUCGGCCGAGUCGCGACCUCAACAACCUCAAUGGCGAACUCAACAGCGGGGGUUCAUCUAAAACGCUUACGCUCAACGAAAUAAAUACGGAUCAUCUGCACACGCCGACCAAGGACAAAAAUUUGAUUAAAAUGAAGAGAGAACACAAGGCUGCGCGCACACUUGGAAUAAUAAUGGGCACAUUUAUCUUGUGCUGGCUGCCAUUCUUCCUCUGGUAUGUCACGAUAAGUCUGUGCGGCUCAAAAUGCCACUGUCCGGAAAUAGUCGUCAGCAUUGUCUUCUGGAUCGGCUACACCAAUUCCGCCCUAAAUCCACUUAUUUACGCUUACUUCAAUCGCGACUUUCGGGAGGCUUUCAAAAACACACUUCAGUGUGCAUUCUGCUCGCUCUGCAGAAGAGAACCCUUUGAUCUUGAGACUCUUGAUAUACGAAGACCGUCUUUGAGGUAUGAUGACCGUACAAAAAGUAUGUACACAGAGACCUACAUCAAACACAACGAUCGAAGAAGAUCGAGCGAGUACGGGAGCAGCCUCUGAGACGAAACGAAAUUUAGAUUUUAAAUAAAAAAAAAAAAUAAAUAAUAAAUAAAUACAAGCAAUUAAAUGCAAUUGUCAUAAUAAUCAAUAUUGAAUUAAAUUAUAAAUUAAAUAUUGUCAUAUAUUUUUUUUAUAUUACCGCAUAAAAGAUAUUUUAUAAUGCUGAAUACUUGUCAUAUAAAUAUUACCGUAAACGUCUACUUCAUAUCAUGUAAUUAUUUCAUUGAUAGGUACUAUUUAUUUAAUGCCGCCAAAAUUUAAUCGUUUAUUUAUACUCUCGCUCGUGUUGUUAUAAACACAGAGCAAGUUACAGAGCAAGUUAAGAAUUAAUCAAUCACUGAGCUUAGACUUGUAUUUUCAUUUAUUAUUUAUUAUCAUAAUUGUUUUCCCAACAGGAUUUUAUUUCGCGUCGAGCUGAUACUCAACGGCCUUUUUUUCUAUUUUUUCAUGUUGUCUUAGGAAUUCUAUGGCUGAAGAGUUUAAACUGAGAAAAUGAAAAAAUAAAAAAUUUUUUUUUCUUUGCGAUACUUAUCAUAGAAUCAUCGAAUCACGAUACCAAAGUUUAAUUAUACCAUUAACUAUCUCUAAAAAUAAAACCAAAGAGUUAUUUAUUAUAGGAGUAAUCGAUUUAAUCGCCACUGAAAAUGAAAAUCGCCUCGUACGCUAUAAAUUUAUAACUUUUAAUAAUUAAACCCUUUGUAGCUAAAUAAUGUUUGUAUAGAAUAUUAUUUAAAUGCUCUCUACAUAAAAUUAAUUAAAAAUAUCAACUCAGCAUCGUCAUCUUUUAAUUUCAUUUUUAAAGAAUCAAUUUUUUAAAUUAUUUUUUUCAUUUACUUCGCCUGGAAAAAAAUACGUAGAUACGCGCAGAUAUGACCAUACAUACCCGUACAUGAUCAUAUAUGACCAUAUAUGAACAUAUAUGAGCACAUACAGUCAUAUAUGAGCAUAGAUGAUCAUUUAUGGAUAUAUAUAAUCAUUUAUUAACAUAUUUGAGUACAUAUGGACAUAUAUGACCAUAUAUGAACAUAUAUAAGCACAUACAGUCAUAUAUGAGCAUAUAUGAUCAUUUAUGGACAUAUAUAAUCAUUUAUGAAUAUAUAUGAGUUAUAGGAACAUAUAUAAAUACAUAUGAGCAUAUAGAAGCAUAUAUAUGAUUAUUUAUGAACAUUUUUGAGUGCAUAUGUGCAAAUAGAAGCAUAUAUAUGAUCAUUUAUGAAGAUAUACGAGUUAUACGGACAUAUAUAAGCAUAUAUGGAUAUAUAUGGUUCAUUAUACAUAAUUUAGGGCCUGGUCAUAUAAAUACAAAUAUGAUCAUAUAUGAGCAUUUAUGGUUCAUACAUGAGUCAUAUAAUCAUAUAUAAGUUUGGGCCUGAUCACUCAUAUUAAUAGAUAAUCAUAUAUGGUCAUAAUGGAAUUUAAGUCUGAUCAGAUAUUAACAUAUCUGAUCAGAUAUCAUCAUAUAUGACCAUAUAUAUUCAUAUAUGAAGCUAUAACAGUAUAGGAUAUUUCAUAUAAGAUAAUCGAUCAGAUAGAAUCAUUUUUCAUAUCUGAUCAUAUCUGAAUAUUUUUUUCCGGAUCAUUCUCAGGGUUUCAUUACAUUAGAUGAAAAAAAAAAAUCAGUUAAUUUAAAUGAAUUAAGAGGCAAUAUGUAACGUAUGCUCAAGAGCCAAAUCAUCAUCGUUCACCAAACGAACUUUAUUACAAAGAAAUAAAAAAAAUAUAUAUAUACAUAUAUAAAUAAGUAAAUCGUGUAAAUAAUAGCUAUAAAUAAAUAAAUAAAUAAAGUAAAAUAUAUAAAUAAGUUCCACGGGAACGAGACUGGCCUGACAUAUUUAUACGAAACCAACUCGUGAAGGAAAAUAUGAACGCUGUAUAAUUAAUUAUAAUAUUGAUAAUUAUUAUAAUAAUUAUAAUACUAUAAUAAUAAUAAUUAUAGUUAGAAAUUAAAUUAGGGAGACAGUGCAAUAUAUAAAAUAUAUUGUUGAGUAUAAUUAGGUGCGUAUGGAUGUUAAUGAAUGUUAGUUUUGCGAUAAUAUAUUAUAAAUAUAUAUUGCUGUUACUUGCCGUACUGAGUAUAUUGUAUAUUAUAUAUAUGACGCAAUAAUAUAUUUAUGUGGGAAGACGUUUAUUUGGUGACAUGAUGAAUUCCUCUGUUCUUUUCAGCGAAUUAUGAGUUUAAAACCCGUCAGUUGUAGCUAAUUAACUUUUCGUCAUACACAACACGCACACACGAUUUACCCAGGCAUGAGUAUAAAAAUAUUACAUGUGCGUCUGUCUGUCUCGUCCAAGCCAAAACGUUAACUAAUAACAACAAGUGCAGUGUAACUUAAGUUACACUGCAGUUGUUGUUAAUAGUAAUGGUUUGUUGGGUUUCAGUAUUUGUAUAUGACUUUGUCGUGACAACUCAUUAUUACAUAUGUAUGUUGCCAAAAUAUAUUUCAAAUUGUCAAGGUGCCAAACCAAUCCACCUUUAACUCAUAUAAUAUAAUAAUAAUGAUAAUCAUCAUAUAUUUAUAUUCAUAUAUAUUUCAGAGGGUGG
Messenger RNA from Microplitis demolitor, 4039 nucleotides. RefSeq names its product octopamine receptor beta-2R (gene Octbeta2R). Gene Ontology annotation, cellular component: membrane. Gene Ontology annotation, biological process: adenylate cyclase-activating adrenergic receptor signaling pathway. Gene Ontology annotation, molecular function: octopamine receptor activity. The record is from RefSeq and is a predicted model, not a curated record. Lineage: Eukaryota; Metazoa; Arthropoda; Insecta; Hymenoptera; Braconidae. The transcript is spliced from 2 exons. Bases 199 to 1500 code for a protein of 433 amino acids.